AUGGUGAUGUCUUUAAGUCAGUUAGAUCCCAACUAUGUCGUGAGUUUUAAAUACUCAAGGGAGAAUCUUGCGCAAAUUCUGGCCGAAUUCUCAGUGCGCGGGCUUGACGUUGUGACGAGACCUGGUCCCGAUGUAGACACUGUAUAUGCGUUUACAAGAGUUAAUGGUGUCGAAAACGACCACACUUUAACUAUUUCGCAAGAUUUUGAUUUUGUCAAAUCUGUUAUUCCGUUGUAUGACCAUAAAGUGUCGAAACAACUAGACGGACUGUUUGCCAAAUUUACCAAGCAUGAGAUAUUUGGUGUCCCAUCUGAUGGGGAAAUCCAUGAACUUGGGAGGCUCACGGGGAACCCUCAUAUGUCUCUUUAUUUUGCAUUUUUUAAGAACUACAUCAAAUGGCUACUUCCGCUAGCUGCUGUGGGGUUGUUUUUCAGAGUAUGCUUUUCAUCGUGGGAGUUCAACAAGCUGUAUGUAAUGUGCUUAUACGCUUGGUCCCUAGGGUUCACAGCUCAUUGGAUUUACAGAAAGAAGUCCCAUUACAUUCAGCUCUUUGGCGACAUCCACGAGUCAAGAAACUUGUUCAAAAAUGAGGGCACUGUUGUAGAAUGGAGUACACCUGCACAGGUUGUUCUAAGGAAGUGUUGUUUUAUUCCAAUCGCAUUAAUGUUCGCCUCUGUACUAGUCACGUUCCAAUUAUUGUGUUUCUCUAUAGAGAUUUUCAUCACACAACUGUACUCUGGUCCAUUGGUAAGUGUGCUAUCACUUCUCCCCACUGUGCUACUAUCAUCGUUUACCCCGAUAUUGACUAUGGUCUACAAUUCGGUCUUUGUCGAAAAGUUUGUAAAAUGGGAAAACAGCCCAAACCCAAAGAAAUCCAAAAUGGAGAAGAACUUUGUCUUGACGUUUUUUGUCAGUUACGUGCCAUUGCUGAUUACACUUUUUAUCUACCUACCCCUAGGCUACAGAUUUAGCAACUCCGCUUUGGGUGCAAAAAUUAGCCUAAAUGCAAGCAGGUAUUACAUCCCUACAAAGGCUUCAGAUUUUAAGAUCAACUUUAGACGCUACAAGGAUCAGUUCUUUUACUUCACUGUGACAAACCAGGUCGUAUCGAUGUUUUUGGAGAAUGCGCUGCCCUACAUAAUUGGUAGAGGCAUGGAUAUAAUCGUUCGCGGUGCCACUAAACCUGAUUCCGAACUUUCCAUCAUUAGAAGCAACAUCAAAAAAACUCAUCCAGAUGAACUGUUGUACUGGUCAAAAAUUGACUCCUAUGUAAACGGACAAUGGGGAGCAUUUGACGCGGACGAAAACAUAAGGAAAGUGAUUAUCCAAUUUGGAUACCUGGCGAUGUUCUCGACCAUCUGGCCGCUAGCACCAUUCAUUUACUUACUUUUCGAUAUGAUUAUCAUCAAGUUAGACUUAUGGAGAGCAAUCAAAAAAUGCACACCGUCAUCCGUAUCUAGUCAGGAGGUGGGUACACCUAACGGUUUGUCGAAAUCGGUGACUGAUACAUGGAACGUUAUUAUGGAGGUCGUACUGUUGGCAGCAGCUGUAGUAGGGCCCACCAUUACUUACAUGUACGCCAGUGCCAGAAUUCCAAAUGUCGGCCGGUUCAAUGAUUUGGAAAAACGUGAGACUUGGUACGCCAACGAUCCUAUACCACACAGCUGGUCGAAUAUUGGGUUUUUUGCAUUCCUCAUGGAGAAUGGGUUUUUGCUGAUUUACUUUAUUGUUUCUAAAGCGAUGGCUGUUUUAGAUGAAGAUGGUACAAAGGGUUAUGUCCCAACGAUUUCUUCCAAGAUUCCGCAAAAGACAGACCUUCUGCCAGUGACGCGAGAAACUAAUGAUUUUAUGGAGAGAAUUGAAUCAGAGUUGAAAGCAAAGAAAACAAAAGUGAAGCAAGAAACUGGAAUCAAAAGACGCAAGAGGGUUGCUGUAAGGGACAUCUCUAAGGUGCCAGUAGACACCGAAGGAGAAGUCUAUCGACGGGAAAAGGUUUCUACAGCUGUAAUUGCCAAGGUUGAAGAUGAACACCUUUCGAGUGAUGAGUGCAGCAGUGAUACGCUAACCGAGCCACAACAAAUUCACUCUCUACCCAAGUUUAAAAAGGUGAUUGAUGCGCCGGCUAUCAUAAAAACGAUUCCAAGGACAAACGACCAACAGGCAUUUACUACGGAGAAUGUAAAAUCUCCAAAUAUGCCGCCCACUGCUAUUGCCGGUGCUACUUUACCGCAGAAGAUACCAGUGUCGGACCGGUACGAACAAGGACUUGCAACCAAUAAUCCUCAGCAAAUCACCCACACAAAGAGAACUGUCGUUACAAAAGAGGUGGAUAAUAUUUUCCCCGAACAAAAUAAUGCGGGAGGCUCGACAAAAGCCGCUCAAACACCCGUCUCACGGACUCAGAGGUCAGAUACUGUGAAAUCAGGACAUCAGUCAUUAGAUGGCAAUCAAUUGGCAACGUUAGCGGCAGCAACCGCAGUCAAUGCGGAUAUGAAGAAUGAAAGAAUUGCCCCUCUAAGGGAACAGUCAGACGGUCAAAAAGAAGUUCCCAGAGAGGAGGUAGAACCAGUUGGCAACAUCUCCGGUGUCCGUAGAUCUUUCACCCUAAGAAGAAAAUCGGUGGCUUCUUCUAAAUCAGCAGGCAACACAAAUGAUACAUAUGGCAAUGUGGAACCCCCAAAAAAGAACAAAAGUAUUUUCAAGAAGAUCAAGGAUAAGCUUUGA
This is a messenger RNA of Huiozyma naganishii CBS 8797, 2724 nucleotides long. RefSeq lists its product as uncharacterized. The transcript has a single exon. The record is from RefSeq and is a predicted model, not a curated record. Gene Ontology annotation, cellular component: cortical endoplasmic reticulum. Lineage: Eukaryota; Fungi; Ascomycota; Saccharomycetes; Saccharomycetales; Saccharomycetaceae. Bases 1 to 2724 code for a protein of 907 amino acids. Gene Ontology annotation, molecular function: chloride channel activity. Gene Ontology annotation, biological process: chloride transmembrane transport.